Fundulus heteroclitus (mummichog) is the source of this 3604-nucleotide messenger RNA. Its product is annotated as presequence protease, mitochondrial. Bases 201 to 3281 code for a protein of 1026 amino acids. The transcript is spliced from 27 exons. The record is from RefSeq and is a predicted model, not a curated record. NCBI's taxonomy places the organism in Eukaryota, Metazoa, Chordata, Actinopteri, Cyprinodontiformes, Fundulidae. Gene Ontology annotation, cellular component: mitochondrial matrix. Gene Ontology annotation, molecular function: metal ion binding. Gene Ontology annotation, biological process: protein processing.
UGCCGGCGUGGCGGCCAUAUUUACAUGGUGGCGUAUCCAAGAUGUCAGCUCGGCAACAGACGGCAUGAGAGGACACAGAGCGGGGAUGCUGGUUGUUUAACAGUGAAUUCAUUCAAAGGAGGGUCGAGCUGUGUAGGUUAUAGCUUAAUGACGAACACACACGCGCACUGGAGUAAAGUUUAGAAACUGGCGAAUUAAGAAUGUUUCGGCUCACGAAGGCGGUUGUCCAGAAACUUCGACAUGCUCGGUUUAAUUUCCAGCAGCAAGCAUGGAGGCCGAGGAGCUCAUCAGCGAGAGAAAAGGCUCUUGAAUACCAGCUGGGACAGAAAAUUCACGGAUUCACCGUCAGAGAGGUUGCGGCCGUCCCUGACCUGUGUCUCACAGCUGUGAAGUUAACCCACGAUAAAACUGGAGCUCAGUACCUGCAUGCAGCCCGUGAUGACUCCAACAACCUCUUCAGUGUCCAGUUUAGGACCACCCCCAUGGACAGCACAGGGGUCCCCCACAUCCUGGAGCACACAGUGCUGUGUGGAUCUGAAAGGUAUCCCUGCAGGGAUCCCUUCUUCAAGAUGCUCAACCGCUCCCUGUCCACCUUCAUGAAUGCCUUCACAGCCAGUGACUACACUAUGUAUCCGUUCUCCACCCAAAAUGGCAAAGACUUCCAGAAUCUUCUUAAAGUUUAUCUGGAUGCCGUUUUUUUCCCUUGCUUACGAGAACAAGAUUUCUGGCAGGAAGGCUGGAGGCUUGAGAACGAAGAUCCUACAGACCCCAGCUCCCCACUGGUCUUUAAAGGAGUGGUGUUCAAUGAGAUGAAAGGAGUCUUUUCGGACAACGAGUAUCUGUACGCGCAGCACCUUCAAAACAAGCUUUAUCCUGACCACACCUACUCUGUGGUGUCGGGGGGAGCACCGCUGGCCAUUCCAGACCUGACCUGGGAGCAGCUGAAGCAGUUUCACGCCACACACUACCAUCCCAGUAACGCUAGGUUCUUCACCUAUGGAGAUUUGCCGCUGGAAAAUCACCUGAAGCAGAUUCAAGAGGAGGCUCUUUGCAAGUUUGAUCGCAUCAAUCCGAACACAGAAGUCCCAUCUCAGCCUCACUGGAGCAGUCCAAGAGAAGACCAUGUGACCUGCAGCCCUGAUGCUCUGGCUCCAGAUCCGACCAAGCAGAACACGCUCUGCAUGAGCUACCUGCUGGGAGACAUCACAAAUGCCUUCGAAGGAUUCACUCUGAGCCUGCUGUCCUCACUUAUGGUCUCUGGACCCAACUCGCCCUUCUACAAAUCUCUCAUAGAACCCAAGAUAGGAAGUGACUUCUCCUCUGUUGUUGGAUACGACGGGAGCACCAAGGAGGCGUCUUUCAGCAUCGGCCUGCAGGGGAUGGCUGAGCAGGACACAGAGAGGGUCAAACAAAUCAUCAACCAAACUAUUGAUGAGAUCAUAGAGAACGGCUUUGAAAAUGAGAGGAUUGAGGCUCUUCUUCAUAAGAUUGAGAUCCAGAUUAAACAUCAAUCCACAAACUUCGGCCUUUCUCUGGCCUCAUAUAUAGCUUCAUCCUGGAACCAUGAUGGAGACCCCGUAGAGCUGCUCCGCAUCAGCAGCAAUGUUGCAAAGUUCAGACAGGCUCUGAAAGAAAACCCCCGCUUCCUUCAGGACAAAGUCAGACACUACUUUAAGGAGAACACUCAUCGAUUGACCCUGAGGAUGAGUCCUGACGAGGCGUACCUGGAAAAGCAAGCCCAGGCUGAGGCGGAGAAGCUUCGGGACAAGAUCUCUGCUCUGACCGACAGCGAUAGAAAGGAGAUUUAUGAGAAAUGUCUGAAGCUGCUGGAAACUCAGAGUAAAACUCAGGAUGCCUCGUGUCUACCUGCUCUCCAAGUGUCCGACAUCCAGCCAACGAUACCCAUCACUGCGGUUCAGAUGAGCACAGCAGCAUAUGUUCCGGUUCAGUACUGUGAGCAGCCCACCAAUGGUUUGGUGUACUUCAGAGCCAUGUGCAGUCUUAACACCCUACCGGAGGACCUGAGGGUCUAUGUGCCGCUCUUCUGCAGCAUCAUCACCAAGAUGGGCUGUGGAGCUCUGGAUUACAGGCAGCAAGCCCAGCAGAUGGAGCUGAGGACGGGAGGGAUGUCUGUUUCCACGCAGGUCAUCCCUGACUCCACCCAGAUGGACACGUUUGAGCAGGGGGUCCUCCUGUUCUCUUCCUGCCUGGAAACGAACCUUCCUCACAUGUUUCAGCUGUGGAGCGACAUAUUCAACAGCCCUCAUUUCGACAACGAAGAGCGCCUCCGAGUGCUGGUGAUGAUGGCGGCGCAGGAGUUGGCGAACGGAAUAUCGUCCUCCGGUCACAUGUACGCCAUGACCAGAGCAGGCCGGCACCUGACGCUGGCUGGAGAACUGCAGGAGACCUUUGGUGGGAUGGAGCAGGUGAAGUUUAUGAAGAGGAUAGCCGAGAUGCCAGAUCUCAGUCAAGUCAUCCGAACUUUACCCAGAAUAAAGAAACACAUUCUGAACCCCGAGAACAUGAGGUGUGCCAUCAAUGCGACGCCGCAGAAAAUAUCUGACUCAGCCACACAGUUGGAGAGUUUUAUUAAAGAUAUCGCUGCAAACAGAAAAGAACGCAAACCUGUCAGAGCAAAUAUUGUUAAGAAACCGCUGGACCCUCUGAACGAUUCUGGUCCAAGUAGGAAACUGAUAGCGGAGCCAAGUUUCCAGCCAUGUCUGAUGAAAACGUUCUUCCAGAUGCCCUUCCACGUUAAUUUUGUCAGUGAGAGCGUUCGUACCGUCCCAUUCUGCCACCAGGAUUAUGCCAGUUUGUGCAUCUUGGCAAGAAUGAUGACGGCCAAAUUUCUUCACGGAGAAAUUCGGGAGAAGGGCGGAGCCUAUGGAGGCGGAGCCAGAAUGGGAGGAAGUGGCGUGUUCUGCUUUUACUCCUACAGGGAUCCAAACUCGGUGCAGACGUUGUCUGCGUUUCGGAAAGGUGCCGACUGGGCAAAAUCUGGGCAGUUCUCUCAGCAGGACAUCGAUGAAGCCAAGCUCUCCGUGUUCUCGGCUGUGGAUUCGCCUGUGGCUCCGGCAGACAAAGGAGUGAGUCGUUUUCUCAGUGGGAUCACGGAUGAGAUGAAGCAGAGUUACAGAGAAAGGCUCUUUGCUGUGGAUCAUAAAAGCCUGGUGGAUGUGGCCGAGAGGUACCUCGGCGUCGGUCAGAGCACUUGUGGAUUUGCCAUCCUGGGUCCAGAGAACGAUGCAAUCAAGAAGGAUCCAACGUGGAUAUUAAAAUAACGCACUUCUUAUAACUGGAAACGUGGCUUGAAAGGACUUUAUACAGAAAACAAAACAAAGUUGUUGUUUUUUUGUUUUUGUUUUUUUUUAAACUUGCUGGCAAGAAGCUGAAGCGCACAACAUCAAGAUAAGAAAAUUGACUCAUUUUCAACAUGCAAUAGAAACCUUUUGUCUGUUCCAUUAUGUGCAUUUUUAUUGAAACUUGUUACAGUAUUACAUUCACUGCAAAGCUAGAUCUGUGUUGUCCUGUUAAAGUACAAUCACUAAACAUCCGUUCUCAUUAAACCGUGUCUUCUUUUAUGGAGAUCUAUUAUCAUGAAGGA